This is a messenger RNA of Fusarium fujikuroi IMI 58289, 843 nucleotides long. RefSeq lists its product as uncharacterized. The coding region runs from base 1 to 843 and encodes 280 amino acids. The record is from RefSeq and is a predicted model, not a curated record. Lineage: Eukaryota; Fungi; Ascomycota; Sordariomycetes; Hypocreales; Nectriaceae. The transcript is spliced from 4 exons.
AUGGCGUGUUCGAGUCUCUUGGAUACACUCCCCGAGGAUCAAUGUGUCAAAGGAUUCGAAGUGGCCCUCGAUGUGUGUGGCUUUCGGGCAAUUGCGGCAAUCACUGAGGAUGGUACCACGUCCUCGUGGGCUGGAGAUCCGUCAGACCACCCCAGGAGACGUCUCACCGAUGUAGAGGGCAUUUCUCUCCUCGUUGCUGAAUUCGAUGCACUUAAGCUGGUGUCGCUCAGUCGGGAUCGUAUAACAAAGAAUUUAGAACCGAGGGAUAGAUUGCUCUGGCAUCCCGAAAUCCCAUCUCCUGAAUUAUUCUUCGAUGGAGUCCUACCCUUGGACGAAAAGAGGAGCUCAAAUGUUCCCAUCACGACGGUUUUCUUUGGAGAAAACGAUGGUCGAUACAUAAGACAAAUGGACUCGAUAGACACCCACAUCUACGACUGGUGUCACGUUGACCGCCUCAGCUUUGAGUUUAUGGACGAUAGCAUUCAGCGAUGUCUUGGGGAUGUCGAAUAUGAAACAGAGCACUCCGAUCGUGCCCCGAUAAGAUUCCCAGACCACGGCAGUUCUAUGGGGCACAUGGAAAUUGACGGUGGAAGUGGCGAGGAGAUUGAGAGUUUCGAGGUUCAGUUUGACAAAGGUAUUAUCAUUGGACUCAAGUUUAAUCUCAACACCAAUCGUACUGAGUUUUUGAGUAAUGGCGAUGAUCCCUUUGAUUUGCCAAGGACCAAUGUUACUCCGCGUGGUAAAAGGGUCAUUGGCAUGUUUUCUCAAGGCACUGAGACUGGAUGGGGCGCUAAGACGUUCCACAAUCUGGGCUUCAUUUCUACUAACGACGAACAGGAAUAG